Corythoichthys intestinalis (scribbled pipefish) is the source of this 1408-nucleotide messenger RNA. RefSeq names its product enhancer of mRNA-decapping protein 4-like. Lineage: Eukaryota; Metazoa; Chordata; Actinopteri; Syngnathiformes; Syngnathidae. The record is from RefSeq and is a predicted model, not a curated record. The transcript has 7 exons. The coding region runs from base 397 to 1338 and encodes 313 amino acids.
UAGUUACGUGGACAUGUUGUGUUUUCUGUCUCUGUGUGAAAAUGAUUAGACUUUGUGCAUAUAUUUAUCUGUGUUGUUCAGUUGUUGUUCAGUUCUCACGGCAACUCCAUCAAGUUGUGUGAUUAAAGCCCAUGAUAUAGCCUCUUGAAGUGGAACCUUCUCAAUCUUUCUACUGCCGAUUUCCUUCACUUGACCUCUUCGGCAAAUAAAUUGUCGAAGGCCACGAAUACAUGAAUCGGUGUCCAGAGAAUAGGCCACCUGCAGGUGGAUGGCACGGCAGUUCAGGCACGUGAAUAGGAACCCGAUGCCUUUUUCAAUUCACCGCGUCCUCUUUUCACUUUGAUCGGCUCCAAGUAGUCCAUCCCCACAUGUGUGACAGGAGGCAGUUCUGGAGUGAUGCAUUCCAGGGGAAGGCCAGACAUUAUCUGCUUUUUUUUUUUUUUGUUAAUUAAGUUUAUUGUCCGCCUGAGGAGGGGAAACUUAUCUUACAGCAGAAUGGCGCCGAGCCCGAAACCGCCUGUACCCACUAUCGGGGAGCGUCACGGUCAACGCGACUCCGGACCUUCGCAGGAACCUGGUCCGAUCGAGGCUGCUUGCACAGAUAGUUUCCAAAGCAUUGUCCUACUUGCUGCUAAGGAGAUGGACAAGAGAAUUGAGGACAUGUUCAAGCGCGGCAAACAAGAUGACAGCCAACCAUUUUUUGGACCCAUGUGUCAGCUGGAGAGUGGCAUCAGGCCUAAGAUCGAGGCUGAAGUCAGACGUCUGAUCCACUUCCAAAAAAAGGAUAGACUCGCCUCUUCGGUGUCGGCCAUUUUGCUUCACACAGAUGGUUUUCUGCAGGAUAUUCGACAGUACAUAAAGUCUGUUGUUGAAGGUCUUCUCCAAGUUGAGCAGAAGAAGCAGGAGGCACAUCAGGCCUACUUGGGAAAGAAAGAGGAACUCCUUCAGCUCUUUCAGCGGAGAGAAUAUAAGCAGGCUUUGGAGACGGCCCUGUCGAGCGUUGACCACCGAUUGCUCGCUGCUGUGUGCUGGGCGGCAAGCGAGCUGGAUUUUGAGAAUAUGCAGCCCAACCCAUUGCCCCCAUCACUUAUGGUGGCCAUCGUCCAACGCCUGUCUAAGGACAUCAAAAAGCUCAAGGAUCCCCAACUGGAAUUUUUGUUUUACCUAGUGUACGUGUUGGACAAAAUGGCUCUGGACGAGGAAGAGAAGCAGCGCAUAGCGGAGCAGCUGAAGGAGUCUAGAACCGUCAUCUCUGACUUCAAGGAAAAUGCACCCGAAGAAGCCGAUCAUCUAAUGUUGUCACUGAUCAUUGGUCAGCUGAACGCGUUAAUUGGCUGAGAGCCAUAUAAUAUGUUUAAAACAAAAAAUACAAGUCAUUUGUCCAUUUUAUGUCAUUAAAACAGUUUUA